Molecule: messenger RNA, 2703 nt
Organism: Puntigrus tetrazona (Sumatra barb)
Lineage: Eukaryota; Metazoa; Chordata; Actinopteri; Cypriniformes; Cyprinidae
Product: NLR family CARD domain-containing protein 3-like
Exons: 9
Coding region: 235-2703 (822 amino acids)
Source: RefSeq, a predicted model, not a curated record
CGAUCACAAACCGAAAGUGUUUUAAAGACUUCUGGAGACUUUCCCUACAGAUCAACAUCUUCACAACUACUCCGAUGUCUUUGUCCGUUAGAGAUUUUCUUGUUUCGUCGUCCACGUACUCACGCGUCCCAAGCAGGCACACAGAUGCAUCUGACUGACAGGGUCAUGUUCAGGACAUGAGGAACAUCUGAUGAUCUUCAGAGACACAAAGAUCUCAGAGAAGAGAAGAAAGAGAUGAGUCUCCCACAGAAACAGAGUGUAAGCUCCGGCUAUGUGUCCGGCUCUGUGUCUGUGAGGAGCGACUGGUCAAAAGAUGAACCACCAAAGUUUAGUGAGAAGACACCACUAGCUGCUGAAAGUGUUAGCUCAGGCUCUUAUUUGUCCAGCUCUGUGAAGAGCAACUGGUCAAAAGAUGAACCACUAAAGUUUAGUGAGGAAACACCAUCAGCUACUCAAUACAGUCUCCACUAUGAGACAUUUGCUUCAGACAACCUCCUAGGGAUCUUCCAGGAUCUUGAGAAGAAAAUAAUCACAUUUCUAAAAAAUGAGCUGGAAAUGUUUAAGAAAAUAUUACGAAAAGAGAACAAGCAACACAUUGUGGAGGAUUUUAAUGAGAACAGAUGCAGUAACAGAGAAGCAGCUCUUGAUCUCACGCUCUACUUCCUGAGAGAGAUGAAGCAAGAUAGAGCUGCUGAUACUCUAGAAGAUGAGCUGAUCUUCAUUCAUCAGCUAAAGUGUAGCCUAAAGAAGAAGUAUAAGUGUGUGUUUGAAGGAAUCACAAAGCAAGGCAACUCUACACUUCUGAAGAACAUCUACACAGAUCUCUAUAUCACUCAGGGUUGUAGUGAACAGGUCAAUACUGAACAUGAGGUCAGACAGAUUGAAGUUGCUUCCAGACGUCAUGAAUCACAAGACAUACAGGUUGAGUGCAAAAAUUUGUUUGAAGAAUCUGAACAAGACGAGCAGAUCAGAACUGUACUGACAAAAGGAGUCGCUGGCAUCGGAAAAUCAGUCACUGUGCAGAAGUUUCUUCUGGAUUGGGCCGAAGGAAAAGAAAAUCAAGAUAUCAGCUUCAUAUUUCCUCUUCCAUUCAGAGAGAUGAACUUAAAGGAGAAAGAAAAACUAAGUUUAAUGGACCUUAUUUCUCAGUUUUUCCCAGAGACGAAAAGACUGAAGCUUACGAGAAGAAAUCAGUUCAAAGUCCUGUUCAUUCUUGAUGGAUUGGAUGAAUGUCGACUUCCUCUAAACUUUAAGGAUAAUGAGAUAUUGUGUGAUGUUUCAUCAGCAGCCUCUCUGGAUGUUCUCCUAACAAACCUCAUCAAGGGAAAUCUGCUUCCUUCUGCUCUCAUCUGGAUCACCACCAGACCAGCAGCUGCCAGUAAGAUUCCUCCUGAAUGUAUCGAGCGGCUGACAGAGAUACGAGGAUUCAAUGAUGCACAAAAGGAGGAGUACUUCAGAAAAAGAUUCACGGAUCAAAAUCUGGCCAACGAAAUCAUCAAUCAUGUUAAACAAUCAAAGAGUCUCUUUAUCAUGUGCCACAUCCCAGUCUUCUGCUGGAUUUCAGCCACAGUUCUCCAGAACAUUUUAGAAAAGAAAAGAAAGAUUGUGAUGAAAAAGAAUCAGUCUGAAGAUGCCUCCAAAACACUACAGGAGUCAAAUACUGAAGACACUCCUAAAACUCUGACACAAAUGUACACACACUUUCUCAGAUUUCAGAUCCAGCAGAGCAGAAGAAAGUAUGAUGGAGGACACACGCCAGAUGUUUCCUGGGAUAAAGAUGCCAUCUUUUCACUCGGGAAACUGGCAUUUGAUCAGCUGGAAAGAAACAACGUGGUCUUCUAUGACACAGAUCUGGAAGCAUGUGGUAUUGAUGUCUAUAAGGCAUCAGUGUACUCAGGCAUGUGUACUCAGAUCUUUAAGGAGGAAACAGUGAUUGUCCUUGGUACCAUGUACUGCUUCGUUCACUUGAGCAUUCAAGAGUUUAUUGCAGCCCUUUAUGCUCAUCAGUUUCUAGAAAUCAACAAGAAAAGUGUGUUUGAUCAAGACUCAGAACAGGAAAACAAAAGUGAAAUUGAUUUGCUCAAGACUGCAGUGGACAAAGCUCUAGAGAGUGAUAAUGGACACCUGGAUCUUUUUCUUCGAUUCCUGCUUGGAUUGUCACUUCAGUCCAAUCAGAGACUCUUACAGGGUCUGUUGACGCAGAAAAAUAGAAAUGACCGGAGCAAAAAGGAAAUAGUUGAGUACAUCAAGCAGAAAUUUGAAGCUAAUCUGUCUCCAGAGAGAUCCAUCAAUCUGUUCUACUGUCUGAAUGAACUGAACGACCAAACUCUGGUGAAAGAGAUUCAGAACCACCUUAACAAAGGAAGUCUGUCAUCUGCUGACCUUUCACCUGCCCAGUGGUCUGCUUUGGUCUUUGUGUUGUUGACAUCAGAGGAGGAGUUGGAGGAGUUUGAGCUUCAGAAAUUCAAGAAAUCAGAUGAGUGUCUCAUUAGAUUAUCAGCAGUCAUCAAAACCUCCAAAAGAGCUCUGCUAAAUAAUUGUGGUUUGACAGACAAAAGCUGUUCAGCUCUGGCUUCACUUCUUGGAUCAGAUUUCAGUCUGAAAGAGCUGAACAUGAACAAUAAUAAUCUGCGGGAUUCAGGAGUGAAGCUGCUCUGCACUGGACUGAAGGAUAUCAAUUGUAAAUUAGAAAUACUGAGGUAA